UGGAUUGCUCGAAAAUGAAUUUCGGUUUGGCGCGUGAUUGCAUCAGUUUUUUGGAGAUUGUUGCGAAAAACAGUCGUUUGUGGCAUACUAGGAACAAAACAGGUUAGAUUGACCACUACUCGGGCGGUUUGCAGUUUGUGAGAAAUUUCUCAGCCCAUCUCAAUCGCUCAAGAAACCGUGUUUUCUUUGAUCGCAGUACGCAGUUGGGAAGAAGUGACAGCUUAAACGACGCUGACUGUGGAAAGUUACGGCCAGUAAUCGGACCAGAAACUUUUUGAGAGGAUUCGCUUCCACGAAACUGGACUUAUAGCGAAUAAAAUGGCAUCCUCAUCAAAGGAUGUUAUAGAUCCGGAAACGACAAGCCUUGUGGCGUACGAAAGUCGCAUCAAGUCUGGAACUCACGGCGAAGUUUACCAGAAGCAACUGGCCCUAGCACUUUUGCUAAGGCUGACACGAGAAGAGAAGAACUUCUGCUUAGCUUAUGAGAUGACAUCCGCAGAUAAGUUUGAUGAUGUGGUGCUGUACGAUAAAACAACCAAACAAUGGACUUUUCUGCAAUCGAAACAUGCCGACGGCAAAGAAUCGAAGAUAGAUCUCAAUGGAUUGCUACCAAAUACGCAUCGAGAGAAAGGAGAUUUCAGUUUGUACAAAUAUUUCACUUCUUACAUGAUAAUUCGAAAUAGAUUCAAAGGUAAAAUCAACUUAGUGCUGUUCACCAACAAAAAACUAGAUGAAAAGUUGAAAACCGCAGAAGAUUGCUUUGCGGUCCAGGAUCGAAAAGCAGAUGAAUAUCUUCGCUUUACAUCUAAAGGAGCAACCCAGAAAUCACUCAUACCGACUGAAUCCACAAUACAAUCAAUAGUGGAAUACACUAACAAAGAUUUAUUUUCCCUGAAGGACGCUAUCAAGCAACUUUUUACUAGAGGAAUCAUUACAGAUCAGCUUCUAAAGUACAAAGCAUAUUUGAAAGACAUUUUGAAGGAGUCGGGAAACUGUCAAAUAAGAUUCACAGAUACUUUUAACGAAUCACUGAUUUUCAUUUCUGAAUUAUACAAAAGGCUUCAAUCAGAGUUACAGAACUUAAAGCCUAUUGUUAAACCACCAGAACUCGAUGUCAAUGAAAAAGAAUGUGGUUUUACAAAUUUGCAAUCAGUGGAAUUCAAACAUCUAGCUGAUGCCAUCAAAAACCUUUUUCAUAGAGGAAUAGUGUCCGACUAUUUAAAGAAGUACGAAAAUCUUUUAGCUUUGAUCCUGACAACGACUGCACAUGGCCAGCUAGCAUUCAAAGAAACAUUCAAUGGUGAUGUAGUUCAUAAAGCUGAAUUGUAUAGAACGCUGAAGGCUGAAUUGAAUGAUAUGAAAACAGUGAUUUCAACGAAGCAGAAGUUUUUCGAUGGAAAGGAUUCUCGAUGCAAACACCAUUCACUAUUGUUCUAUGCGGAGGCAUCUGAUGUGAGACAAUUUUUUGAGCUACUCACUUUAUCUGUGCAUCAACCGGAAGAAUUGGGGCCUUUCAUCGUCGAGGAGCUCAACUCGUGGAUGAGAUCGUGGCUGCGGCCUGACGUUUUAGGUAAGCUAACCGAAUGCCACUAUAAAAAUGCUGUUAAGGAUUUGGAUGAUCAUUUUGAAGCAACACUGAAACGCGAGCAAGGUAAUUCCAAACCAUAUUUAAAUCAACAAUAUGUAUCACAGUAUUGCAACAAGUUACGAUUGGAAAUUGCAAAAUUAUAUCCAGAAUUGAAUAAUAUGAACCAGUUAUACAUUAACAGAGUGCUAAUAUUUGAAAAAGAGGAUAGCGAUGAAACACAACAUUUAAAAGCAUCUCAAUUUCAUGGAUACACAACAUCUGUCUUAAGCCUUAAUUUAGAAGAAUUUUUUUCCCUUGAUGACAAUACAACAGAAAAUGAACUUGGAAUGGACGAUAGAGUAUUUCUAUCUAACAAAACUUGCGAGGAAAUGACAGACAUCGAAUUUGCAGCAAAUCUGAUGUUUAAGUUUUCACAGUAUCAGUGUUUAGUUUUGACGGCGGACCCUGGAAUAGGUAAAACUGAGCUGCUUCAAUACCUUGCCCUUGAAUACCAAAAACUGAAAUCAGGAACUGUUUACCUUUUUUACCUAAACAGGCUGCAAGAUUCUGAGGAAGGUUUCGACAAUAAAGCAUCAUUGAAUAUAUUCAAAUGUGUGUUAUCUGACAAGAAUAUUAUACUGAUACAAAAAGCUUUGGAAAAUAGGUCCGAUGAUCACAUUAUAAUACUGUUUGAUGGGUAUGAUGAAAUACAUAAGAAAAAUAUUGACAAAAUAAAUAGACUGAUGGAAUUAUUGUUCACAUCAAAACAAAUUCAAGUUGUUAUAAGUGUUAGAAAUCAUAAAAAAAAAACAUUGCAACGCUUCUUGAAGAAGCAUAAGAUUAGUGUCGGAUACUUUUCAUUGGAGCCGUUCAGCAGCGAAAAUAUUAUUGAAUACCUUGCACAGUCUUGGAAAGAUAAAGUAGAGAGUGAUAUCGAUUUCAAAUUUGAUUCAUAUUCCAAAUUUUUGGUUGACAAGUUUAAUAGCUUGUGCAGAGUUCCAUUGAUGGUUAAAAUGAUGUCGAAAUUAUACAAACAGCGUUUUGAGCAAUUCAAAGAAACUAGUAUGGUCGAUAAAGAAGAUGAAAUAAGCUAUUUAGAAAAAGAUUUCUUAGAAGUUGAACACAUUUACGAAAUUUUUAUCGAAAAAUGUUUACAAUUAAAGAUAGAAGAUGCAUGUCAUGGCAUUGGAAAAGUUGAUCCAAAUAAACAAAUUUUCGAUGGGUUUUAUCUUGAUCAUCAACUACUAGCAAUAGAAUUUCUUGAUGUUGGUGAGCUAAAAUUUAUCAUAAAAAAUCCAAAAUAUAUAAAAAAAUGGGACGAUAUUAAAAAAAACCAUCUGAACCAGUUUGAAAAAUCCAUUUUACUGAAUUUUAUUGACGGUAAGUUUUCUUUUUCUCAUCAUUCUUAUGCUGAAUAUUUUGUUGCGACCUUCCUAUGGGAUGAUUUUAUCAACUUGAAAAACAUUGUCAAAAAUAUUUUGUCUUGUUUUACAGGAAUAAGAAAGUUUUUCAUUAAAAUAAUCGAAAAAAACAUUAAAUUGUUCAUAGAAAAAAUCGCCCAUGAGACGUCCUUUGAUUCAAAAGAUGUUGUUUUCUGGGCAUGUGAAAGUAAUGCCGUAGAGUUGUUGAAAUAUGUGCUUUCAAAGAUCAGAAAUUUUUUUUUAUUUAAACCAAAGCCGGCCAAAAUGCUUCACAUUGCCAUUAAAAACGGCAGUGACAAAAUAUGUUCCUAUUUGAUCGAUGACUGUAAAGUACAUCCUGAUGUUAAGUAUCAUGGUGGUCUAGCUCCUCUACAUUCGGCUAUAAUAUUCGGACAUAUAUAUUUAGUACAAUUACUGCUAGGAAAAGGAGCAGACUUAAAUAUUCGAAACACAGCGGGAUGGUCAGUUCUACAUUAUGCAGUUCAUCACAAACAAAUGGCUAUUACAAAUUUUUUGAUCGAUAAAGGCACAAACGUGAACUCCAUAACCAAAAACAAAUGGACUGCACUUCACAUAGCUUGUAAUAAUGGUGAUGCUGAAAUGACGAGAAUGUUGAUACAAAAAGGUGCAUUGGACGAUGCAACGACAAACAAAGGUAAAAUUCCUAUGGAUUUAGCUGCGGCUGGAGCACACACAGAAGUUGUUAUCAUUUUAAUUGAAAAUAUGAUUGAUACUUUUAUUUUAUGCAGGACAAUUGGCGAUGUAUUAUGGAAUGGUUAUGACGCUAUGAAGGAAAUGCUAAUGAGAGGAUAUAAAAAAUUGCCUGCACUAUCAAGGUAUUUUGUAGAUCUCGACAAUGUAGAUUGGGAACGAAUAAUUAAAAAACCAGAAAGAUUGAUCUACGAUGGUGCCAAUGUUAAUGGACCGAAUAGUACAGGGUUAACAGUUCUACAUCUAGCCGCAUCUGAAAGUUUCUGUUUCAUUGUGGAAUUACUACUUAGUAAAGGUGCUAACGUAAACGCUGUGGAUGAAAAUAAAUGCACAUCGCUUCAUUUUGCUUGUCAGAAUGGUCAUGAAGAGGUUGUGGAAUUAUUGUUGAGAGAAAAAGCCAAUAUUGAAGCAUUGGAUGUUGGGAACUAUACACCGCUUCAUUUUGCAUGUAUGUAUGGUCAUAAAAAGAUUGUGGAAUUAUUGUUGAGAGAAAAACCCAAUAUUGAUGCAUUGAAUAAUGGGAAGUUUACACCGCUUCAUUUUGCAUGUGAGAAUGGUUAUGACGAGAUUGUGGAAUUAUUGUUGAGAGAAAAAGCCAAUAUUGAAUCAUUGAAUGAUAGGAACUAUACACCGCUUCAUUUUGCAUGUAUGAAUGGUCAUAAAAAGAUUGUGGAAUUAUUAUUGAGAGAAAAAGCCAAUAUUGAUGCAUUGAAUAAUGGGAAGUUUACACCGCUUCAUUUUGCAUGUGCGAAUGGUUAUGACGAGAUUGUGGAAUUAUUGUUGAGAGAAAAAGCCAAUAUUGAAUCGUUGGGUGUUUUGAACUAUACACCGCUUCAUUGUGCAUGUGAGAAUGGUCAUGACGAGAUUGUGGAAUUAUUGUUGAGAGAAAAAGCCAAUAUUGAAGCAUUGAAUUAUAAGAACUGUACACCGCUUCAUUUUGCAUGUAUGUUUGGUCAUAAAAAGAUAGUGGAAUUAUUGUUGAGAGAAAAAGUCAAUAUUGAUGCAAUGAAUGAUGGGAACUUUACACCGCUUCAUUUUGCAUGUGAAUAUGGUCGGGACGAGAUUGUGAAAUUAUUGUUGAGAGAAAAAGUCAAUAUUGAAGCAUUGAAUGAUGGGAACUUUACACCGCUUCAUUUUGCAUGUAAGAAUGGUCAUGUCGAGAUUGCGAAAAUAUUGUUGAGAGAAAAAGCCAAUAUUGAAGCAUUGGAUGGCGGGAACUGUACACCGCUUCAUUUUGCAUGUAAGAAUGGUCAUAAAAAGAUUGCGGAAUUAUUGUUGAGAGAAAAAGCCAAUAUUGAUGCAUUGAAUGACGGGAAUCGUACACCGCUUCUUUUGGCAUGUUUGUAUGGUCAUGACGAGAUUGCGAAAAUAUUGUUGGGAGAAAAAGCCAAUAUUGAUGCAUUGGAUCUCAAUAGAUGGACACCGCUUCAUUUGGCAUGUAUAACUGGUCUUAAAGAGGUUGUAAAUAUAUUUGUAAGAGAUGGAGUCAACAUUUGCACAAAGGAUUACAAUGACCUGACACCGCUUCAUUUUGCAUGCCAAAAUGGUCAUAAUGAGGUUGUGGAAAUAUUGAUAAGAAAUAAUGCCAAUAUUGACUCCGAAGCUCUAAACAAAAUCACACCUCUUCAUUUGGCAUGUGAGAAAGGUAAAAAAAAGGUUGUGGAAAUAUUAAUUAGGGAAAAAGCCAACAUUAAUGCAUUGACUUGCAAGAAUUUCACACCGCUUCACUGGGCAUGUCGCAAUGGUCAUAAAGAGGUAGUUGAAAUAUUAAUAAGAGGAAAAGCGAACAUUGACGCAUUGGCUGAAAACAAGUUCACACCGCUUCAUUUGGCAUGCGAGAAUGGUCAUAAAGAGGUAGUUGAAAUAUUAAUUAAGGAAAAAGCCAAUAUUGACGCAUUGACACACAAGAAUUUCACACCGCUUCAUUGGGCAUGUCGCAAUGGUCAUAAAGAAGUAGUGGAAAUAUUAAUAAGAGGAAAAGCGAACAUUGACGCAUUGGCUGAAAACAAGUUCACACCGCUUCAUUUUGCAUGCCGAAAUGGUCAUAAAGAGAUUGUGAAAAAAUUAAUAAGGAAAAAGGCCAACAUUGAUGCAUUAACUCACGAGAAUUUUACACCGCUUCAUUGGGCAUGCCGCAAUGGUCAUAGAGAGAUUGUAGAAAUAUUAAUGAGAAAAAACUCCAAUAUUGACGCUUUGACUCACAGGAAUUUUACACCGCUUCAUUGGGCAUGCCGCAAUGGUCAUAAAGAGGUCGUAAAAUUAUUACUUAGGGAAAAAGCCAACAUUGAUGCAUUGACUCACAAGAAUUCCACACCGCUUCAUUGGGCUAGCCGCAAUGGUCAUAAAGAGGUUGUGGAAAUAUUAAUGAAGGAAAAAGCAAACAUUGACGCAUCAGCUGAAAACAAGUUCACAUCGCUUCAUAAGGCAUGCAGCGAUGGUCAUGAAGACGUCGUUAAUUAUUAAUUAGGGAAAAACCAACAUUGACGCGUUGACACACAAGAACUCAAGAACACUACUUCAUGCCGCAAUGGUCAUAAAAAGGUACACGCAGAGGAGAAAUCAAAAAUAUUUGAGGGAAACUCAAAUUAAUUGUCAAUUGGUUCAGACCACAAAAACUGUUUGGAGCAAAUCGAACAUCACAUUUGGAGCUAAUGCUGCAAAAACGUUCCUUUUGUAUUUAUAGGAACUGUGAUGCUAUGGCGGUUAGACGUCAAACUCGUUUUGACAUUGACAUUGCUUUUCACCUCUGUUUAUUUUGGGCCCCGACCGGCGAACACCCAACUAUCGAAUCAACCUCUACUAACGAGCCCUCAAUGAACGUACGCGCACUGUACACACAGAGACAAAUAUCGUUCGUUUGAAACAAAAAUAUUCAUGUUAAUUCGGUAAACUGAUAAAAAGUUUAAAACUAUAAUUUUAAUUUUUAAAACUAACUCAAUUACACAUUUAUUUCGACAAUACCCAUUCCCCGACGGCGGAACGGGGGGCUCCCCCGUUCCGCCGUCGAGAACAUAAACAAAACUCACAAGUUCCGGCUGCAGCAUCAAACAACAAAAUGUCCUGCUGCAGAAAAGGCAAGCUUCACCGAAAGUCUCCAUGAAAUCCCGUUGUUUUCGGGAGCGUAUGUUAUCUAAUAGAUGAUACAUGAUGUUGGUUUUGAAAGUAUAACACGGGAGGUGUUUUUUUAUCCUGCGGAGAAAAUGAGUUUUCUGCUAAACAAAUAGUUCCGCAGGGCCGACCUGCCAAAAAACAAAACAAAAAUGUUUACAUGUAUUCCUAACAUAAUCUGCCAGAAGAUGCAUUUUGGUUUCAAACAUGGAUUGCAUUUGUUUCAAAUGUGACGUUCGAUUUGCUCCAAACAGUUUUAUUUUUGUGGCCUGAACAAAUUGACAAUUUAAUUCAUUAAUCAAAUAUUUUUGAUUUUAACAUAGUUUUUUUUUCUGCGUGUACGGUUUCGCAUGAUGCGUUAAUGGUGUACUCUGUGUAUUCUCAGCUUUUGCGUUCUUUAUCCCAUAUAGAUUUCUCGCGCUUAGUAUCAUACAGGCGUUUCUACAAUGAUCGAUUUCUCUUCUGAUUUUUUUUGGAAAAUAUGUGCAGUAUUCGGAUGGCUUCUCGGUGUAGCCCUGGGGAGGACACUGACUAGCAUCACAGAGAACAGACGUCCAAGCUCAUGAAGUGCCGUUGUGUAAAGCAUUGCAACGGUUGUUUUGAAAUAACCGGGAAUGUGGCCAAUUGAUUUUUUCAGCACGGGUCGUACAUUUAUCCAACGAGGCUUGCAGAGCUGGAUAAAUGCGAAGAGUGCUGAAAAAAAUCCAGUUUUGUAACGAGUUCCAUGCAAAAUUUUAUGCAAUGAUUUUUUUUAUUAUACAACUCAUUUGAGAUGCAUAAUGAUCAUAAUGCCACCCAAAUGACAUUAUGAACAUUUUUCAUUAUGCAACUCAUUUCCGUUGCAUUAUUUAUUUAUUUUAUUAUUACUAUGUCUUCGAUAAAAAAUCGUACAGACUGGUUCUUAAUCUUCUUUAAUAACCUAUUCCUAAAGUUCUCCUUCGUCAUACCCAAGUCGAACAUGUUGCUUGCUUCAUUAAAUUCUCGUAUGCAGGAGCACAGAGAACAGACGUCCAAGCUCAUGUAGUGCAGUUGUGUAAAGCAUUGCAACGGUUGUUUUGAAAUAACUGGGAAUGUGGCCAUUACGCGGCGCUGUCACAUUUUGAAUCGGGGUACAAAUUUGCCGUUGUUUUAGCUUUUGGCGCUAGUGUCACCAAGUGUGCACGAUAGUAUAGUUCCACCAAGAGAAUGUGUUGUUUUUACUUGGAAAACAAUAAUUGAAUUCUUGUUCAACUUGUUUAUUAUUGAAAAUAAUGAAACUAAUUAUCAAUGGGUUGCUCAAAUUUUGUUGCUGGAUUAGUGAAAUAAUCAUAAACAUCUUGUUAUUUAAGCAAAUAUAGCUCAGAAUCUGAGUAGGAAAAUUUAAAGGUGCGCUAGUGAAAUAUUUCUUCAGAAAGCGCCAUCAUGGUGCCGAAACAAGUUUUUGAGUGGGAAAGUCACCGUCGAUGUCGCUACUGAGCUUGUUUUUUCUUUACACAAGAUUUUCAAGCAAUUUUGUUCGAGCAUGUUCGUCUGUUCUCUGUGGCAGGAGGUCAAAGGAUUGCAUUGUUGUGGCCGUAGUUUGUUCUAUGCCCAGGAACAAUAAGGAAGUCGUUUUGUCGAAGUUGACGCGUCGGUACAUUCAAUGACAGCUGCCGUAGAAGAUCCGGACCGUCAAUAUUGUUCUGCAAUCUAUUGAACACGACUUUUUACGUCUAUCUGAGAGCAGUUCCAGAUCGAUUAGGCGGCAGCGUGCAGGGUAGUCCGGGAGAUGUUCAGGAUCGUCCCAUGGUAGAUUGCGAAGCGCAAAACGUAUAAAGCGCCUCUGGACGCGUUCGAUGCUGAUUAUCUGCGCUAGGGGCAAGACACUGCAAACGAGAGCAACUCUGAGAGAUUCUGAGUUACUCUGUUUAUCGAAAUUUGUUGAAAGAUAUCCCUAAAACUGCAAUUUUCAUUCAGCACACGCAACACUUUGCAGUUUGACAUUGGUGCCAGAUAACAAUUUGGCACAACGGGAGAAAUUCUGAGUAAUUGUGAGGAAUUCUGAACAACACCUCGAACACAGAUUUGCUCUCGUUAGAUCUGUCUUGCCCCUAGUAUCUGCGAAACGUGAUACGGAUUCCAAAUCGGAGCUGCAUAUUCCAAGAUGCUACGCACCAGGGCACAGAACAGUGACUUGAGCGUGUACGGGUCGGUAAGUGCGUUGCGUUGCGGCGGAUAAAUCCAUGAACGGAGAAUAGUGGUUGCUGACAGCUGACUGAUCAAUACACGUUAAAACGUUUCAAAUAACACGCUUAUUACCCAACAAAGAACGCUUUAACCGAGGGAGCGUGUAUGCAAGCGUUUUUUCACGAUGAAAACAAACUGUUGAUAAUGUAGGUUAGCUGUCAGCAAUCUCUACACGGAGAAACUGAAAAACUCAAAAUUAGGUACUUUUAAACUCAAUUUUGAAUUCUUUUUCAUCUCCCUUUUCAGGCGCUCUUUCUAUUGUUGUCAGAGAGUGAAGUGAGAAACACUCCAACUUUUGCAGUUCCGUGCGUCAAGCCAACACUGAGUUUCUAGCACAGUACUCAAAUUUGAGUGAAUACAACUUAAAACUUAAAAUUAGGUAUUUUUUUCACAUGGAACCAAGCGGGAACAACCCAACAAAAACAUCGAUUCCGUCAAGGAAUUUCUGGAAGAAUCUCUGGAGGAAUUCAUGGAAGAAUCCCUGGAGGAAUCUCUGGAUGAAUUCAUGGAGGAAUCUCUGGAAGAACUAAUUGAAGAAUUCUUGGAGGAAUCCCUGGAAGAGUUCCUGGAGGAGUUGCAGGAAGAAUUCCUGGACGAAUCUAUUGAAGCAUUCUUGGAGGAAUCUCUGGAAGAAUUCCUGGAAGAAUCUCUGGAAAAAUUCUUGGUAGAAUCUCUGGAAAAAUUCCUGGAUGAACCUCUGGAGGAAUUCCUGGAGCAAUCUCUGGAAGAACUUAUGGAAGAAUUCUUGGAGGAAUCUCUGGAAGAAUUCCUGGAGGAAUCUCUGGAAGAAUUCUUGGAGGAAUCAGGCCAAACAUUUCAAUAGGUCCUAUCUGCAUUUGAGAGGCUCUCUUUGUUCACUUUCUCUUUCAAUUAUCGUAAUGUAAUGGAACACUUUCCAACUAUUUUUGCAGUACAUAUCAAAAGACGAUUGUUUUGACCAUCGUUCAAUGCAAGGAGACAAUCAUAAUACAAUUAAACAGCUGAGAUACUAACGAAAGAGAGCAAAACCAAAGAGAGCAUCUCUUCUGCAGAUAGGACCUUUAGACAUGUUAGGCCUGGAAUCUCUGGAAGAAUUCCUGGAUGAAUCUAUUGAAGCAUUCUUGGAGGAAUCUCUGGAAGAAAUCUUGGAGGAAUCCCUGGAAGAAUUCCUAGAAAAAUCUCUUAAAGAAUUCUUGGAAUUAUCCCUGGAGGAAAUCCUAUAAAAAUGCUUGAAGGAAUUCAUGGAUAAAUCCCUGGAGGAAUUCCUGGAUAAAUCUUUGGAGGAAUUGCUGGAAGAAUUCCUUGAGGAAUCUAUGGAAGAACUCUUGGAGGAAUCUCUGGAAGAAUUCCUGGAGGAAUCUCUGGAAGAAUUUUUGGGAGAAUCCCUGGAAGAAAUCCUUUAAUAAUCCCUGGAGGAAAUUCUGAAAAAAAAAUUCCUUGAAUGAAUUCAUGGAAAAAUCCCUGGAGGAAUUCCUGGAUAAAUCUUUGGAGGAAUUGCUGGAAGAAUCCCUGUUGGAAUUCCUGGAGGAAUCUCCGGAAAAAUUCUUGGAGGAAUCUCUGGAAGAAAUCUUGGAGGAAUCCCUGGAAGAAUUCCUAGAAAAACCUCUUAAACAAUUCUUGGAAUUAUCCCUGGAGGAAAUCCUAUAAAAAUGCUUGAAGGAAUUCAUGGAUAAAUCCCUGGAGGAAUUCCCGGAAGAAUCCCUGUUGGAAUUCCUGAAAGGAUCUCCGGAGGAAUCCCUGGGGGAGUUCCCGGAGGAAUCCCUGGAGCAGUCUGUGGAGGAAUCCCUGGAGGAAUCUCUGGAAUAAUUCCUGGAGGAAUCUCCAGAAGAAAUCCAGGACGAUUCUCCAGAAGAAUUUCUGGAGGAAUUCCUUGAAGAAUCCCUGGAGAAACUCCUGGAAGAAUCCCUAGAGGAAUUCAUGGAAGAAUCCUUGGGGGAUUCCUGGAGGAAUUCCUGGAAGAAUUUCAAGAGAUAUUCCUAGAGGAAUCCCUGGAGAAAUUCCUGGAAGAAUAAAUAAAAGAAUUCCUGCAUGAAUUCCUGGAAGAUUCCUUGGAUAAAAUCCUGGAAGAACCCCUGGAGGAAUCCCUGUAGUAGUCUCUGGAGGAAUCCAUGGAAGAAUCUCUGGAGGAAUCUCAGGAAUAAUUUCUGGAUUAGUCCCUAGAAGAAUUCCUGGAAGAAUCUUUAGAAGAAUUCCUGGACAAAUCUGUAGAAGAAUUCCUGCAGAAAUCCCUGAAGAAAUUAUUGGAAGAAUCCCUGGAGGAAUUCCUGGAAAAAUCCCUGGAAAAAUUAAAGAAGAAUCCUUGAAGCAAUUCGUGAAAGAAUUCCUGAAGGAAUUCAUGGAAGAAUCCCUGAAGGAAUUCAUGGAAGAAUUCCUAAAGUAAUUCAUGGAAGAUUCCCUGGAGGAAUUCUUGGAAGAAUCCCUGGAGAAAUCCCUUUAAAAAUCCCUGAAGGAAUUGCUGGAAGAAUUCCCGGAAGGAAAUUCGGGAGGAAUUCCUGGAGUUAUCCCAAGAGUAAUCUCUGGUGGAAUUUCUGGAAGAAUCUCCAAAACAAUUCCUGAAGGAAUCUCUGGAAGAAUCCCUGGAGAAUUUCCUGUAAGAAUCCCUGAAGGAAUUCCUGGAAGAAUCCCUGGAGGAAUUCCAGAAAGUAUCCCUGGAAGAACUCCCAGAACAAUCCCUGGGGGAAAUCCUGGUGGAAUCCCUGAUUAAAUUCCUGGAGGAAAUCCUGGAGGUAUUCCUAGAGGAAUCUUUGGCGGAAUUCCUGGAAGAAUCCCUUAAAGAAUUCCUGGGGGAAUCUCUGGAAGAAUUCCUGGAACAAUCCUUGGAGAAAUUCCUUUAAGUAUCCUUGGAGAAAUUCCUGGAGGAAAUCCUUGAAGAAAUUCCUGGAAGAAUUCCUGGAGAUAUUCCUAGACGAAUCCCUGAAAGAAUCUCUGGAGAAAUUCAUGGAGGAAUUCCUGGAAGAAUCCCUGGAAGAAUCCCUUGAGGAAUUCCUGGAAGAAUCCUUGGAGGAAUUCCAGAAAGUACCACUGGAAGAAUUCCCGGAACAAUCCGUCGAGGAAUUCCUUGAAGAAUCCCUGAAGAAAUUCCUGGAAGAAUCCCUGAAAGAUUUCUGGAAGAAUCUCUGGAGGAUUUCCUGGAAGAAUCCCUGGAGGAAUUCCUUGAAGAAAGGGGUUUUUCCCUCUUCCAAAUUUUUAGUUAAAAAUAAAUAAUAAUAAUAAUAAUAAUUUCUUGAAGAAUCCCUGUAGGAAUUCCUGGAAGAUUCCCUAGAGGAAUUUCUAGAAGAAUCCCUGGAGGAAUUCCUGGAGGAAUCUCUGCAAAAAUUCCUGGAAGAAUCCUUGGAGAAAUUCCUCGAGAAAUUCCUUGAAGAAUCCUUAGAGGAAAUCCUGUAAAAAUCCCUAAAGGAAUUCAUGGACAAAUCCCUGGAGAAAUUCCUGGAAGAAUCUCUGGCGGAAUUCCUGGAAAAAUCCCUGGAAAAAAAUCUGGAAGAAUCCUUGAAGGAAUUCGUGGAAGAAUCCCUGAAGGAAUUCAUGUAACAAUCCCUGAAGUAAUUCUUGGAAGAUUCCUUGGAGGAAUUCCUGGAAGAAUCCCUGGAGAAAUUCCUUGAAAAAUCCCUGAAGGAUAUACUUGAAGAAUUCCCGGAUGGAAAUUCUGGAGGAAUUCCUGGAGAUAUUCCUAGAGAAAUCUCUGGAGGAAUUCCUGGAAGAAUCUCCAAAAGAAUUUCUGGAGAAAUCUCUGGUAGAUUCCCUGGAGAAACUUCUGGAAGAAUCCCUGGAGGAAUUCCUGGAAGAAUCCCUGGAGCAAUUUCAGGAAGUAUCCCUGAAAGAAUUCCCGGAACAAUCCCUGGGGGAAUUCCUGGUGGAAUCCCUGAUGAAAUUCCUGGAGGAAUUCCUGGAGAUAUUCCUAGAUGAAUCUUUGGAGGAAUUCCUGGAAGAAUCCCUUGAAGAAUUUCUGGGGGAAUCUCUGGAAGAAUCCCUGGAGAAAUUUCUGGAACAAUCCUUGGAGGAACUCCUUGAAGUAUCCCUGGAGAAAUUCCUAGAGGAAAUCCUUGAAGAAAUUCCUGGAAGAAGUCCUGGAGAUAUUCCUAGACGAAUCCCCGGAAAAAUCCCUGGAGAAAUUCAUGGAGGAAUUCUUGGAAGGAUCCUUGGAAUAAUCGCUGGAGAAAUUCCUGGAAGAACCCCUUGAGGAAUUCCUGGAAGAAUCCCUGGAGGAAUUCCAGAGAGUAGCACUGGAAGAAUUCCCGGAACAAUCCAUCGAGGAAUUCCUUGAAGAAUCCCUGGAAGAAUCCCUGAAAGUAUUUCUGGAAGAAUCUCUGGAGGAUUUCCUGGAAGAAUCUCUGGAGGAAUUCCUGGAAGAAUCUCUGAAAGAAUUUUUGGAAGAAUCUCUGGAGGAUUUCCUGGAAGAAUCCCUAGAUGAAUUUCUAGAAGAAUCCCUGGAAAAAUUCCUGGAGGAAUCUCUAAAAGAAUUCUUGGAGGAAUCUCUGCAAGAUUUACUGGACGAAUCUCUAGAAGAAUUCCUGGAAGAAUCCUAGGAGAAAUUCCUUGAAGAAUCCUUAGAGGAAAUCCUGGAAAAAUCCCUGAAGGAAUUCAUGGACAAAUCCCUGGAGAAAUUCCUGGAAGAAUCUCUGGAGGAAUUCCUGGAAGAAUCCCUUGAAGAAUUCCUGGAAGAAUCCCUGGAGGAAUUCCAGAGAGUAGCACUGGAAGAAUUCCCGGAACAAUCCAUCGAGGAAUUCCUUGAAGAAUCCCUGGAGGAAUUCCUGGAAGAACCCUUGAAAGUACUUCUGGAAGAAUCUCUGGAGGAUUUCCUGGAAGAAUCUCUGGAGGAUUUCCUGGAAGAAUCCCUGGAGAAAUUCCUUAAAGAAUCCCUAGAAAAAAUCCUAGAAGAAUCCCUGAAAAAAUUCUUGGAGGAAUCUCUAAAACAAUUCCUGGAGAAACUCCUGGAAGAAUCCCUGGAGGAAUUAAUGGAGGAAUUCUUGGGGAUUCCUGGAGGAAUGCCUGGAAGAAUUCCAAGAAAUAUUCCUAGAGGAAUCCCUGGAGGAAUCCCUGGAGUAGUCUCUGGAGGAAUCCCUGGAAGAAUCCCUGGAGGAAUCUCAGGAAUAAUUUCUGGAGUAGUCUCUAGAAGAAUUCUUGGAAGAAUCUCUAGAAGAAUUCAUGGAUAAAUUUGUGGAAGAAUUCCUGCAGAAAUCCCUGAAGAAAUUAUUGGAAGAAUCCCUGGAGGAAUUCCUGGAAGAAUCGCUGGAGAAAUUCAUUGAAAAAUCCCUGAAGGAAUUGCUGGAAGAAUUCCCGGAAGGAAAUUCUGGAGAAAUUCCUGGAGAUAUUCCUAGAGGAAUCUCUGGUGGAGUUCCUGGAAGAAUCUCCAAAACAAUUCCUGGAGAAAUCUCUGGAAGAAUUCCUGGAGAAAUUCCCGUAAGAAUCCCUGGAGGAAUUCCUGGAAGAAUCCCUGGAGGAAUUCCUGGGGGAAUCUCUGGAAGAAUUCCUGGGGAAAUUCCUGUAAGAAUCCCUGGAGUAAUUCCAGGAAGUAUCCCUGGAAGAAUUCCCGGAACAAUCUCUGGGGGAAUUCCUGGUGGAAUCCCUGAUGAAAUUCCUGGAGGCAAUCCUGGAGGUAUUCCUAGAGGAAUCUUUGGAGGAAUUCCUGGAAGAAUCCCUAAAAGAAUUUCUGGGGGAAUCUCUGGAAGAAUCCGUGGAGAAAUUCCUGGAACAAUCCUUGAAGGAGUUCCUUGAAGUAUACUUGGAGAAAUUCCUGGAGGAAAUCCUUGAAGAAAUUCCCGGAACAAUCCAUCGAGGAAUUCCUUGAAGAAUCUCUGGAGGAAUUCCUGGAAGAAUCCCUGAAAGUAUUUCUGGAAGAAUCUCUGGAGGAUUUCCUGGAAGAAUCCCUGGAGAAAUUCCUUGAAGAAUCCCUGUAGGAAUUCCUUGAAAAAUCCCUGGAGAAAUGCCUAGAAGAAUCCUUGGAAAAAUUCUUGGGGGAAUCUCUUAAAGAAUUCCUGGAGGAAUCUCUAGAAGAAUUCCUGGAAGAAUCCUUGGAGGAAUUCCUUGAAGUUUCCUUGGAGGAAAUCCUGGAAAAUCCCUGAAGGAAUCCAUGGACAAAUCCCUGGAGAAAUUCCUGGAAGAAUUCCUGGAGGGAAUCCUGUAGAAAUUUUUGGAGGAAUCCUUGGAAGAAUCUCUAGAGGUAUCCUGGAGCAAUCCCCGUGGGAAUUCCCCGUGUCUCAAUUAUUUUUUGAUGAAUUUAUUUCAAAGAGAUUAGAAGAAGAAUUAAAAAAGGAAGUCUUUGAGAAAUUUUCGAUAAAAUUCUUGAAGAAAUUAUCGAGGGAGCUCCUAGAGGAAUCAUCAAUGAAAUUCCUGGUGGAAUCCCUGAAGAAAUUCCCUGGACAAAUCCCUGGAGAAAUUCCUGAAGGAAUCCCUGUAGGAAAUCCUAGAGGAAUUCCUGAAGCAAGUCCUGGAACAAUCCCUGAAGGAAUUCUUGGAAGAAACCCUGGAUAUAUUCCGGAGAAAUUCCUGGAGGAAUCCCUAGAGGAAUCCCUGGAGAAAUUACCGGAGGAAUUCUCGGAGGAAUCCCCGUGGGAAUUACCAGACGGAUCCCCAGGAGAAUUCCUGGAGCAAUCCCCGGGGGAAUUCACCAUGUCUCAAGACAUGUUUGACGAAUUUAUUUCAAAGAGAUACCUGGAAGAAUUAAAAAAAGGAAGUCCUUGAAAAAUUUUCAAUAAAAUUCUUGAAGAAAUUAUCGAGGGAGCUGCUAGAGAAAUCAUCAAUAAAAUUCCAGGAAGAAUUCCUGGAGGUUUUCCUGGAAAAUCCCUGGAUGAAUUCCUGGAAGAAUCUGUGGAGAAAUUCCUGGAGAAAUACCUGGAGGAAAUCCUGAACGAAUUCCUGGAGGAAUUUCUGAAGGAAUUCCUGGAGGAAUCUCUUGAAGAAUUCCUGAAGGAAUCUCGAACUAAUUCUGGUGGGAGUUUUAAAAGUAAGUCCUAGAGGAGUUCCCAAAGGAACUCAUCUUGUAAUUUAAGGAACUCCUGAUGAAGCUCCUAAAGGAAUACCCAAAGAACCACCAGGAGGAAUUUCCGAUGGAAUGUCUUGAUAAAUUCUCGAAGGAACGCCUGAUGAAGUUCUAGAAGGAACUCCUUUAGUAAGCGCCAAUAUAACUCCUUCCAGAAACUCUCGAAGGAAUUCCCUAAGAAAUUCCAGGAGGAACUACUGAAGAAAAUUCCGAUGGAACUCCUGAAGGAAUUCACCGGAAUGAUUUUCCCGAGUACCUUGAAUAAACUCCGAAUUCCAGAAGAAAUAUGUGGAGGAAUUUCUAGAAGAACCUUAGGAGGAAUUUCCAAAAAAAAAACUCCUGCAGAAAUUAUCGAUGAAACUCCCGAAAGAAUAUCCGAAGGGAAACCUGGAAAAAUUUUCGAAGCAAUUUUUUCUGUGAGUUCUCGAUAGAGGAGUUCUCCUAGAGAAAUUCUCGAAGGUACUCCCGAAAAAAUUCCUGUACAAAUUUCCUGAAAGAACUCCCAAAAAUACCUGGAGGUAUUCUGGAAGGAACUCUAGAGAGGUUCACAAAAAUUAUAAUCGAAGGAUCUCCUGGAAGAAUUCCCGAUGAACUCCUAAAGAAAUUCUCAAAGGAUCACCUGAGGGAAAGUAAUUUCCCAAAUCAAUUCGGGAAAAAUAAUUCCCGAUAGAAUACCUGGAAGAAUCUCAAAGGAGCUCCCGAGGAAAAUCCUGGAGGAGUUUUCGUAACAUUUCCUGAAGGAAUUCACGAUAGAGCUCCUAGAGAAAUCCCUGAAGGAAUUUCGGGAGGGAUUUCAGAAGAAUCUCCUGGAAAAAUGCCCGAAGCAUCAACUGGAGGAAUUCCUGAAGAAAUUCCUAAAGGAAUUCCGAUGGAACUUAAAUUUCCGAAUGAAAUCCUGGAGGAAUUCUCGAUGGAACUCCUGGAGGAAUGCCCAAAAAACUCCCGGAGGAACUCUUGAAGGAUCUCCAAAAGAAACUCCUUGAGGUACUCCAAAAGAAACUCCUGGAGGAAUUCCCAAAAAAAACUGUUUUGAGAAAAUCUUGAUGAUUCUCCAUAAUAAAUUUCCAAAAGAACCCUUGGUAAAAUACUCGAAGGAACACCUUAUGAAAUUCAUGAAAGAACUCCUUUAGGAAAUGCCAAUGGAACUCCUCAAGGAUUUUCCGAUGGAACUCUUCGAGGUAAUUCUGGAGGGACUCCUAAAGGUAUUCCCGAAGCAAUACUUUGAGAAAUUCCCGAAGGAAUACCUGGUGGAAUUAUCGAUGAAACUCCUGCAAAAAUUUCCGAAGAAAUCCGUAGAGGAAUUCUCGAAGAAACUCAUGGAGGAAUUCCCGAUGGAACUCCUAGAGGAAUCUUCGAAAACACACAAAUCAAUUCUUGAAAAACUUCAUUCCGAGCUUCAUUCAGGAUACCUGAUGAAGCGCCUGAAGGAAUUCCCGAAAAUAAAUCUGGAGGAAUUUCUGUAGUAACUCCUGGAGGAAUUACCUAUGGAACUCCUGAAAAAACUCUUGGAGGAAUUCUCGAUAGACUACAUGAAGGAGUACCUGAAGGAAGAAUUCUCGAAAGAAUCCCUUUACAAACCCCAUUGAAGUUCCUAAAGGGAUUUUCGAAGGAAUUUCUGGAGGAAUUUCCAAAGGAACUCCUGGAGAAAUUCCUGAAGAGAUACCAGGCGAAAUUGUCUUGGAAGAGCCUCAGAUGAAUGACCGAAAGAACUCCUGAAAGUAUUGCUGAAAUAACUUCAGGAGGAAUUCCCGCAAGAAUUGCUCAAGGAAUCUCAAAGAAGAAAAAAAACUAGUGAAGGAAGCCCGUCAACGGAAUCCAUGUUAGAAGUAUUUUAAAAGAAAUUUCUGGUACCGGAAUCUCGGAGGAAUCUCCAUAAAAACUUACUAUAAGAAUCCAAAAAAAAAAAGCGUUGAAGAAAAAAAUACUCAUAGAUUCCCCGAAGGAAUUCCUCUUUGACAAACCUUUCAAAUAAUUCUUGCUAAAGAAAUGCGGAAGGGAUUUUUCUGCCGGAAAUCUCAACAGCAAUCCCUGCUAGAGAUUUUAAUGAAAGAGUUCCUGUUCAGAAAAAAAGUCCUCGUGGAAUAUCUAUUUAGAUGAAGUUCCUGCCGGAGGAAUGCCGAAAGAAAAUCCUGUAGCAGAAAUAAUAUUAGAGGGAAUUCCUAAUUGAAUCCCACAAGAAAUGUCUUGUUACAUUCCAGAGAAUUUCCUUCUGGAGGAUUGCCACAAGAGAAGUCCUACUUGAGAAGUAUUCCCGCUGGAGUUUUGUGGCAGGUGAAAAUCGAUCUGAAACUGGAUAUGCUGGGUCAUGGUUUAAAAAACUUCCGUGCACUACCAAGAACUUGUAAUACAAUUUCUCACAGCAUUCUAAAUUGUGUCCGAUGCCAUUAAAAUUUCACAAAAUUUGCUUCAUUUAAAAUAUUUUAUGAAAUUUUGAAGUUGUUCUUCAAAAAAGAAAGGUAAACAUUGCUCCUCCACACUAGCUUUGAUGCUGGGCGCUGCGUUGCAAUGCGUCAACUUUGAAAAUUUUCAAAGUUUAGAACGACUUCAGCGUUUUUAGUACAAUGACGUACGUCAUGCAACGCAUCAUUGUGACUUGCUGCACUGAAAGCCAUUGCUUCAAACCAAGCUGUCAGUUACAGCUGAAGUCGAAGUCGAAGUCGACGCAGCAUUGUGGCUCCCGCUUUAAAAUUGGCUUGACGCACGCAAUCCCGAAGUUGGGUGGAAAGAACACGUGCUCGUUGAAACGAAGUGGGCUGUCGAUAGCCACACACAGAUCACGAACUAUAAUUAGUUCGGAAAAGUUGGCCAUCAUGACACAAAAAUGAGUUAGAUAAAACAUAACUUAUGAUACUGAAUUGCAUAUUCAAUAUAUAUAUUGCAUAAUACAUAUUUUAUUAUCUGCCCCCUCAAAAUGCGAAAUCCAGUCAAACAUUUUUGAAGGGGGGGAAACAAAAAGUGGAAAUUAAAUUUGUAUCAGCCUUACUAAAGGAAGAGAAAAUCGACGAAGAGAAAUCGAUCAUUGUGUAGAUACGCCUGUAUGAUACUAAACGCAAGAUUUGAUUUUAUCGCGACUGUCCUUUUUGUGAUAUGAUUGCAAAGGCCUACCUAAAUUAGCAUAACUCAGCAUAGCUUAGAAUAAAAAAAAAAAAGCAAUCUUUGCAGACUGAUGCCAAAUGGUACUGUCCAACCACAGAGAACAGACAUUUAAGCUCGAACAAAAAUACGUCGAAAUCGUGUGUAAAGGAUUUAAGUGCACCUCAACGCCACCAACGGAGACUGCCCCACAUAUAAAAUCGAUAUGACCCCACGAUGGCAGUGUUCAUCGUUAAAACACACUAGCCCACAAAGCGACACGAGCGCCAAACGGCCAAAAACGGCGAGCACUGAAAACAAAAAUGACAACACAACAAUGUAAGUGAUGGGACGCUAGCGCCGCGCAACGGGAGCAUAACCACAUACUCUGAAAUGAUCGUUACAAAGUUUUACACAAGGCAGAAAGCGAAGAUAGACGUCUGUUCUCUGUGCACGGUCAGAAAAUUCACUCAUUUUCGAGCUAAAGUGGGACAACUCAAAAUUGAGUAAAUUUUUUUCCCAGCGAUAGCGCUGGCCCAAGUGCGAAAAUCGCAUCAGUUUAAGCCGUAUAAUAUUCUUGAUGAAGCGAAGAAUAUUAUACGGCUUAAACCAGUUGGAUUUUUGCACUUAAGCCAGCGCUAUCGCUGGAAAUGCAAUUUACUCAUUUUUUGAGCUGUUCCAGUUUAGCUCAGUUUUGUGUGAAUCUUACUCAUUUUAGAGUAACAUUUUCUUAGCGUGUGGUCCAACUGGCUUUAGUCCAAGGACCUUACUAUGGUAAUCAAGAAUUCCUAAUAAGGUAAAAACGUGUAGCCAGUAUUUUCUAUUUUCGGUAAAAAUGAAAUGGAAUGAAAUCUUUUGUGCCUUGAACAUGUGUUGUUGAGGCUCUUUCGAAUAGGAUCGAGGAACGCGAGUGAAAGAUGUUCGAAUCCAACGGUUUAUUUGCCACUCAAACUCAAAUUCUUACUCUUCCAUAUAUAUACCCUUCUACCCUAUUAUUGUUGAUACAGCAUUAUUGUUCCCCCUGUCUCCCUAUUUAAAAUCGCAUACAAUAAAUUUGACUACAUUGAAUUGCAAACAAUAAUGUGAAUGCGAUUGAAUUUUGUACAUUGUGUCUGUUUGUUGACCUAUCUGAAAAACGCCUUUAUGUGAACAAUAAUAAUGCGAUUCUCUAUUGAUUGUUGUUCCUACCAAUUUAUAUUAGGUAACCUAGAUCAUUUAAGGUUCAAAGGGAUGAUUUAGUAUGGUGGGUAUGCGGUUGAUUGUGGUAAAAUUUCGAGAAGCUGAUGUGGUGCAAGAAACCACCCUGACGGCUUACUAGCGGCCGGAACAUGUGUGCUUAUCAACAACGCAAUCGUCACUACACUUAUCUCUCCAUCAGAGAUGUAUGUACAGUGUCGGACAAAACAAUAAGACCACUAGCCAUUUUUCAUACAAAAUGGUCAAGUUUGACGAUGUGAUGCUCGGUUUAUAGUGAACCUAUUUGGCUGACAUUUUGACAGUCGCCAUGGAGUUACGUGAAUUUUGAUUUGUAUUUAAUUGAGUGAGUUCUGCUCACCACAUCAAAAGUUACAGAUAUACGAAACAUCAUAAUUAUAGAACCACUUUCAGAUUGCCACUAUCAUAUGAUAUUAUGAGAGUAUCUGAUACUUGAUUAUUGAUAAACAAGUACCACAGAGAACAGACGUCUAUCUUCGCUUUCUGCCUUGUGUAAAACUUUGUAACGGUCAUUUCGGAGUAUGUGGUUAUGCCCCCGUUGUGCGGCGCUAGCGUCCCAUCACUUACAUUGUUGUGUUGUCAAAUUUGUUUCCAGUGCUCGCCGUUUUUGGCCGUUUGGCGCUCGUGUCGCUUUGUGGGCUAGUGUAUUUUAUCGAUGAACACUGCCAUCGUGGUGUCAAAUCGACUUUUUAUGUGGGGCAGUCUCCGUUGGUGGCGUUGAGGUACACUUAAAUCCUUUACACACGAUUUUGACGUAUUUUUGUUCGAGCUUAAAUGUCUGUUCUCUGUGCAAGUACUAAGAUCAAGGAUGCCAUUUAAACUUGGGGACAUUUUUAUUAAAUUGACCACAACUAUCCAUCAUAAAAAUAUGGUGUCAGAAUUUUGUCGCACCGUAUAUCUGUAACUUUGGAAGUAGUGAACAGAAAAAAAGACACGGACACGUUUAGUACUUCCAGUGAGCUAUUCGCUCUUUGAAGGAAGCACGACACUAGACAACGGACUAGCAUGCAACGCCCAGUGGCACAGCUGAAAACUUUUCCUGACAGCUGCGGCGGGAAUCGAACCCGCGCUCCUAGUACGAUGCGACUAAAUGCUUGGAGACACUAGCCACACGACCACGAAGCCACACAGAACUCAAUCAAUUUAAUACAAAAUUCCCGUAAAUCCAUGUCGGCUGCCAGAAUUUCAGCCAAAUCGAUUUACUAGAAACCGAGUACCAUAUCGUCAAACUUGACCAUUUUGUAUGAAAUAGCACAGAGAACAGACGUCCAAGCUCAUGUAGUGCAGUUGUGUAAAGCAUUGCAACGGUUGGUUUGAAAUAACUGGGAAAGUGGCCAUUACGCGGCGCUGUUAAAUUUCGAAUCGGGGUACAAAUUUGCCGUUGUUUUGCCUUUUGGCGCUAGUGUCACCAAGUGUGCACCCUAGUAUAGUUCCACCAAGAGAAUGUGUUGGUUUUACUUGGAAAACAUUCAUUGAAUUCUUGUUCAACUUGUUUCUUAUUGAAAAUAAUGAAACUAACUAUCAAUGGGUUGCACAAAUUUUGUUGCUGGAUUAGUGAAAUAAUCAUAAACAUCUUGUUAUUUAAGCAAAUACAGCUCAGAAUCUGAGUAGGAAAAUUUAAAGGUGUGCUAGUGAAAUAUUUCUUCAGAAAGCGCCAUCAUGAUGUCGAAACAAGUUUUUGAGUGGGAAAGUCACCGUCGAUGUCGCUACUGAGCUUGUUUUUUCUUUACACAAGAUUUUCAAGCAAUUUUGUUCGAGCAUGUUCGUCUGUUCUCUGUGGAAAUAGGACCGGUGGUCUUCUUGUUUUGUCCGACACUGUAUCACAGAGAACAGACGUCCAAGCUCAUGUAGUGCAGUUGUGUAAAGCAUUGCAACGGUUGUUUUGAAAUAACUGGGAAUGUGGCCAUUACGCGGCGCUGUCAAAUUUCGAAUCGGGGUACAAAUUUGCCGUUGUUUACCUUUUGGUGCUAGUGUCACCAAGUGUGCACCCUAGUAUAGUUCCACCAAGAGAAUGUGUUGGUUUUACUUGGAAAACAUUAAUUGAAUUCUUGUUCAACUUGUUUCUUAUUGAAAAUAAUGUGAAACUUCCUGUGAAGUAUACCCAGGUAACCAAUAAGCAUUUGAAUAAGCCGUAUUUCUGUUUUAUAUCUGCAUUUGACCUGCUUACUGCCGUAUGAUAGCAGUUCGACGGCUAAACUGCCCUAUAUUAGCAAUUGAAAUGCUACUUAAAAUCUGACAGCAGUUAUGUAGCAUUUCAGAUGCACGGUAUGUUUUGGUCAACAAGCAGCAUAACUGCUACAUUAGUGCCAUAAAACUGCUAAGUGGGAGGAGUGAUGCUGAACCCACAACACAUUUCCACUUUUUAAUUUACGUGCCCCGGCUGUAGAUGUCAUUAUCAUUCGCUUGUCCUGUCAUUUAUAGAGUAGCAGCUAUAAAACAUGCUUUGGCAAAUAAAUGCCAUGGUUUUGGCUACUUUCCAAUGCUCGAUUUAAUUAUCAGCACAUGCUGGGCACAUAGCAUAUCUCACGAAGCUACUGCCGGUGUAAUAUUCAAGCUUUAAAUUGAUCAAAAAAUCAACGCACAUUAUCUAAUCAUCUAUAGCUUACAUCGUAGCGAGGUUCAGCACCAUCGUCAACCCGAGGAUCGAGGGAUCAAAUCCCAAUUUCGCCGAAAUCAGCAAAAAAACAAGAACAGAAUUUCAAAACGUGCCCCAAGCCUCAAAAGUUGCACAGGAGAGUGAAGAUAAAAAUAGAAGAGAAAGAGAGGCCGUAAAAUGGGCAGGGGAAUUUUUUUGUUUUUAUUUUUGACAAUAUGGGGGGUAGGAAAUUUAAGCAUUAAAUCAGCCGUAUUUUGGGCCAAAACCUGCAUUUAAGUAGCACUUAUGGCGCAUAUGGGGCAAAUAAGCAUUUAAUGACCUGCCGUAAAGGCGCAUAUAGUGCGGAAUUAAUGCCAUUUUAACUGCUUAUUGGUUACCUGGGUAUUCUUCAAGCUACAAUGCAAGACAAUUUAGAGAUCACAACCUAUUAGUUUUAAACGAUCAUCGAACAGAUAAGAAAACAUUUGAUCAUCGAAAUCGAAUCAUGUCUUCUAAUAAUAAGCAAUGCAUACCAGUUGAACGUAUUUGAACAUAUUUCAAUUCUUUGAAAUCGCACAGUAUAUAAUCAUAAGUGAAAUUGCUGUUAUAUGUACUAUGUAAAUAAAUAAAUGCAUAAAUAAAUAAAAGUCACAGAAGUAUGUUUGUAUUUUUUCGAAACUGAGUAGGUUUCUUCGAAAACUCCUGGAAAACUCUUCUCCCAUUCUCUCCUAGCAAAUGUCAACCAAUGGAUGUAUCGGCUGGUUUAUUUUAUCACCGUGUUUAUCCAUUGAGGCGCUAGCUUCUAUGUGCAAAAAACGCUUAAUCACCUAAGGGCAUCUCCAGGAGCGUUAUAAAACGUGUGGGAGUUUCAAAAUGCAUCCAGAACAGCAUCAUGGCUAUCUUCAGCCGGCGUUUCAGAUGUAAAAAUUCGAACAGGUUUGUUUCAAAAUAAGUACAAACUGGCAUACGACCCGUUAUAUUUUUGCACACAUUUGAAACAAGAUUUUGACGCGUUCUUUUUAUGUUGUUGCCAUGGAAAAUAACAUGUAUGCUCUGUGGGAACAUCAUUCUACACGAAGCAAAAUGAAGCUUGUUUAAAACAAUAAAACGCAUGAUUGAUUUUCAAACUGAGCAUUUACUUAUUCCGAAGUUAUAUUUCUUUGUUCUUAUUUGGAGUUUAUCGAUCAAAACAACCAAUUCCCAUCAUUCCAUAUAACGUUAAAAUCUUCAUUUGUUUCAACAAAAUGGGGACCAUAAACAUGGCCCGGAAGCACUCACACAUCUUCAAAAUUCUUACCCCAACAUCGCCACACCGAAGAAAGUGUAGCAAAUCCAUCACUCCAACUUUCAAGUACAGUUUUGGCCGUGAUGGAUAACGCGCAGGUACUCAAGACUGCAUCCAAAAAAAGUUGGAGGGUUUCGAUUUUUUGCCUUUUUUAUUCGUUCUCGCUUCCAUCCGCUUGUCGAGUGUCUAAAAAUGGAUUUCCGAGCUGCCGCAGGAGCUGCCGUCACCAACACAAUCACUUCCCGGCUUUGUUAGUGGCAAAA
Messenger RNA from Aedes albopictus (Asian tiger mosquito), 24377 nucleotides. RefSeq lists its product as uncharacterized. The transcript is spliced from 2 exons. The record is from RefSeq and is a predicted model, not a curated record. Gene Ontology annotation, biological process: protein localization to ciliary inversin compartment. NCBI's taxonomy places the organism in Eukaryota, Metazoa, Arthropoda, Insecta, Diptera, Culicidae. Gene Ontology annotation, molecular function: protein binding. Gene Ontology annotation, cellular component: ciliary inversin compartment. The coding region runs from base 319 to 6162 and encodes 1947 amino acids.